Messenger RNA from Ornithodoros turicata, 1437 nucleotides. RefSeq lists its product as uncharacterized. Bases 1 to 1437 code for a protein of 478 amino acids. The transcript has a single exon. Gene Ontology annotation, molecular function: zinc ion binding; nucleic acid binding. Lineage: Eukaryota; Metazoa; Arthropoda; Arachnida; Ixodida; Argasidae. The record is from RefSeq and is a predicted model, not a curated record.
AUGGAUGCAAACGAGCACAGCAAAGUUCAACAUCCGGACGAACGUAAGUGCACUCAACAGAAACGUCCUCGCGUUGAUGAUGACGAUGAAAUUGACAGUGGCAAUGACAGCGCCCCAUCAAUUGCAAGCGACAUCUCUAGUAAUGAAAACAACAUGGACGAUGAUGGUUUCAUCACAGUAGUUCAUAAGAAAAACCGUAAAGCGGGAAUUCCCGUGAUUCUCAAGCCUGUAAACCCCGAGCAGUCAUUUCUAAAAGCAAACCCUAAUGUGGUAGCAAAAGAGGUUCUACAAGCAACUCAAGAACGAAUAAAAAAGCACAGGAUCGCUACUGAUGGCAGCCUUGUGAUAACAGUUGCCACACUCCCAGCAGCUAAAGCCCUCUUGGCUCUGACUAGCGUCGCUAGCAUCGCAGUUACUACACGAGUACCAGACUCCUAUGCCAGGAACAUAGGAAAGAUAAGUGGAAUGAGGUAUCAAUAUACGGACGAACAGUUGCUAGAAUACUUUCGCCCACUCGGAGCUAUUGACGUCUGUCGACAACGGUCCUAUCAAGAGACAGAAGAUGGUGACUCGCAAGUGCAAAAUUCGCACACUGUCAUCAUAACUUUUAAAUCAGAAAUAAAGAUGCCAGAAGAAAUCCAUCUUGGAUUUCACACAUACCAAGUUGAAGAGUAUUUUACUCCUACGCAAUGUUUUAAAUGCCUACGUUUCGGCCACCUGGCUAGAAACUGUAGGGGGCACACACGUUGCAAGUACUGCGCCGGCCCCCACCAACACAAAGAAUGUACAACUAAACGUGAAAAGAAAUGUGCUAACUGCCAGGGGCCUCACACUGCCACAUACGGAGGCUGCCCCAAACGAAAGAUUGCUGCAAGGUCAGUCAAGCAUAAUGCGUAUGAAGAGAAAGUAACCAGAAAAGAAAUCCGGACCAUGAAUGCUGAGUUGGUCCAUAUACCAGAGACUGCACCCCCAGAUAUGUCAGAAGAAAACUUCCCAAAUCUUCCGCGCAUCUCUAAGAAACCCGAAAUACAAAAGGCUAACACAAGUGGAUCUCAGCCCCACCCUGCUGCAAAGCCUAAGGCAAGCGUGUGGGAAACAGAAGACACCAAGAAAAGGGCCAAAAACCCUGUGCCAGCCCCAAGACGUAAAAGGCGCACUCAACUUGAGCAACACAACGCCGAGCAACAGAAUACAAAGCAAAGAAGCAUGCAAGACAAAGAGGCUGUAGCUUCACACGACAGCCGCCGAGAUGCCCGCCAGCAAAUAACCCCAUUUGAUGGAUCCACACUGGUUAUGCAGAUAAUACCCUUCGUAAUAGCUGCACUCAAAGCAGUAGUAGCCUCGCUCCCAAAUGCACGGGAUAUCCCAGAAGUCAAGCAAGUUCUCGCACUUGAACCGGAGCUUCUCAGAGUACUCACCGCAACCCAUCAUGGAUAA